CCAUGGGCAAGGUGAAGGGGAAGCAGCGGCAGGACAAGUACUACCACCUCGCCAAGGAGCAGGGCUACCGGAGCCGCGCGGCCUUCAAGCUGCAGCAGCUCGACGCGCGCUUCCAGUUCCUCCCCACCGCGCGCGCCGUGCUCGACCUCUGCGCCGCGCCGGGGGGAUGGCUGCAGGUCGCCGUCACCCGGGCCCGCGCCGGCGCCUUCGUCGUCGGCGUCGACCUUGUGCCCAUCCGCCCCGUCCACGGCGCGCACGCCCUCACGGAGGACAUCACCACCACCAGGUGCCGCUCCGCCGUGCGCAGGCUCAUGGACUCCAAGGGGGUCGCCGCCUUCGACCUCGUCCUCCACGACGGUUCGCCCAACGUCGGCGGCGCGUGGGCGCAGGAGGCCACCGCGCAGUCCGCGCUCGUCAUCGACGCCGUCCGCCUCGCCACAGCCUUCCUCGCCCCCGGGGGCGCCUUCGUCACCAAGGUCUUCAGGUCCCAGGAUUUCAACGCCAUCCUCUUCUGUCUCCGCCAGCUCUUCGGCAAGGUCGAGGUGCACAAGCCUGCAGCCAGCCGCGGCUCGUCCGCUGAAAUCUACAUCGUCUGCCUGAAAUACAAAGCCCCCGCGAGGAUUCACCCGGAGCUUCUCGACAUCAAGCACCUGUUCAGUGUGGAUUCCGACAAGGCAUUGCCUAUCAUCGAUGUGCUUAGCUCUAACAAGUCCAAGAAAAGACCUUCUGCUGGGUAUGAACCUGGAGUCACGGUGCUGAGGAACGUUGGUCUCGCGUCAGAUUUCAUAUGGUCGGAUGCCCAGACACCGCAGGAAUUUCUUGGCUCUUGUACUGAGAUUUCAUUCGAUGAUCCUGCAUCUCUGCCUAUCAAGGAUCACGAGCUUACCACGGAUGAGGUGAGAUUCCUCUGCGAGGAUUUACGGGUGCUGGAUAAAAAUAGCUGCAAGCAUAUCUUGAAGUGGCGCGUACGCCUAAGGAAAUCACUCUCCUCGUCAUCUUCACAAGUUACACUUGCGCCAAAGGCUGAUGGUACUGCGACCGACGCCAAGGCAAAAGGCGAUGGUCAACUCUUACAGGACAUGGAGGAAUUGGUUGGUGCCAUUGACAGAAAGCAAACGGGAGAGAAGAAGCGGCAAUCAAGACGUCGUGCCAAGGAUAAAGCACGCAAGGCCACGGGAGUGCAAAUUGAUGAUGCUACAGAGGAUGACGAUGCUCAGCUGGACAAGAUGCUCGAUGAAGCUUACGAGCGUUAUGUGACAAAAAAGGGUGGAGAGAUAAAACAAGAACGCAAACGUGCCAAGCGGACCAAUCCUGAUGCUGAUGCUGAUUUAUCGGAGGGGCGUGAAGAUGAUGGUCACAGCAUCACUGAUCAAGGUUCUCAUGAAGAUCAGGAUCAAGAGACCAGUGGCGGAGCCACGGCCCGGCAUGCCCGGGCAGCUGCCCGGGCUAAGCUGCUCAAUUCCCUUGAAUUGCUAUCGGAAAAUACAGAGAAGCCAAGAAAGGAGCAGAUUGCAAUUCGAAAAAAGAUGGAUUCAGGUAGACACCGGCGAAAGCUUAGGGCUUGAGUCCUGCAUUAAGUCGACUUAGUUUAACAAGCAAGGUAGCAUGCCCUAAUACGAGACUGGAUAAUCCUCUUCUGCCGUGGCGCUGUUGUUACCAGAGUGGUAGUGGUAUGGAUGGAUUUACGUUUCUGCUGGUUAGUAGCUUGAUGAAUCUAGUGAGUUGGGGACUUAACGCAAGCCCUGUUCGUCUGUGCACUUUCCGUUGCCAUGGUAAUAAUAUGUCAAGACUAUGUGAUCCACCUCUGCCUGUCUCUGGCUAUUAUUAUGCUGCUGCAUCUAA
Molecule: messenger RNA, 1842 nt
Organism: Lolium rigidum
Lineage: Eukaryota; Viridiplantae; Streptophyta; Magnoliopsida; Poales; Poaceae
Product: pre-rRNA 2'-O-ribose RNA methyltransferase-like
Exons: 3
Coding region: 3-1565 (520 amino acids)
Biological process (GO): maturation of 5.8S rRNA from tricistronic rRNA transcript (SSU-rRNA, 5.8S rRNA, LSU-rRNA); rRNA methylation; maturation of LSU-rRNA from tricistronic rRNA transcript (SSU-rRNA, 5.8S rRNA, LSU-rRNA)
Cellular component (GO): nucleolus; preribosome, large subunit precursor
Molecular function (GO): rRNA (guanine) methyltransferase activity; rRNA (uridine-2'-O-ribose)-methyltransferase activity
Source: RefSeq, a predicted model, not a curated record